This is a messenger RNA of Acomys russatus (golden spiny mouse), 573 nucleotides long. RefSeq lists its product as uncharacterized. Bases 1 to 573 code for a protein of 190 amino acids. The record is from RefSeq and is a predicted model, not a curated record. The transcript is spliced from 2 exons. Lineage: Eukaryota; Metazoa; Chordata; Mammalia; Rodentia; Muridae.
AUGGCGAGCAUGCUCACUGUCACUGUCACUGAAGCCCUACCUUCCGACACGGUUAUCCUGGCCAGGGUGGGUAUGGGAGAAGAGGAAAUGGGGAGAAGCCAGGAGCACCACCCCAGUGCCUCUCAUAGCCAGGAGCAGCACUCCAGUGCCUCCUAUAGCCAGAAGCACCACCCCAGUGCUCCUCCUACCCAGGAGCAGCACUCCAGUGCCUCCAAUAGCCAGAAGCACCACCUCAGUGCCCCUCCUAGCCAGGAGCAGCACUCCAGUGCCUCCUAUAGCCAGAAGCACCACCCCAGUGCCCCUCCUAGCCAGGAGCAGCACUCCAGUGCCUCCAAUAGCCAGAAGCACCACCCCAGUGCCCCUCCUAGCCAGGAGCAGCACUCCAGUGCCUCCAGUAGCCAGAAGUACCACCCCAGUGCCCCUCCUAGCCAGGAGCAGCACUCCACUGCCUUCCAUAGCCAGAAGCACCACCCCAGUGCCUCUCAUAGCCAGGAGCACCACCUCUCUGCCCAUCUGAACACAAAAGCAGGGAAGUCCUGGCAACCUCUCAAUGAAAUCACACCAUGUGGAUAA